CGUGGAUUGUGGAUUUCGGGGACGGGAAAGGUGAACGCGCGAUCAAAGAGUGGGUCAGUAGGAGACAUGAAGACUCAGAGCUAGGAGACCGUGAAAGCUUGUAAAAUAUUACGCGCUUCUUGAUGCGUGGAAUAGCAGAUAUGGAGCCCUUGCUGCUUGACGAUGAUGAAUUGACUGCGGAUGAGGAUGAGAAUUAUCAGGAUGAUGAAGACGAGAAGAGCGAUGAAGAUGGCGACACUGACGAAGAUGGAACAGAUAAAGAAGACGAGGAAGAAAAGGACAUAUUGCCAGAACCGGACGAAUUCCCAAAAUUCAUGGAACUGGCCCGGGUGAAGUUGGAGCAAAUGGAUGACCACGCCGAUUUGUCUGAAUUGGAGGAUCAUUACCCCGCUAUAUGCACCUCAUAACUAUUCAUGGAACCCCCCAGUUUUCUUGCCUGCAAGUCGGGCGCAAUA
Messenger RNA from Aspergillus saccharolyticus JOP 1030-1, 455 nucleotides. RefSeq lists its product as uncharacterized. Lineage: Eukaryota; Fungi; Ascomycota; Eurotiomycetes; Eurotiales; Aspergillaceae. The transcript has a single exon. The record is from RefSeq and is a predicted model, not a curated record. The coding region runs from base 123 to 407 and encodes 94 amino acids.